Caenorhabditis angaria is the source of this 1067-nucleotide messenger RNA. The record is from the annotation of a GenBank genome assembly. NCBI's taxonomy places the organism in Eukaryota, Metazoa, Nematoda, Chromadorea, Rhabditida, Rhabditidae.
AUGUCCAAUAUUCUCUGUCUUCUAUCGAUUUUCAUUGGACUCUCCAAUUGUACCUAUUCUUGGGUUACUGUAGUUCUCGUCGAUUUUCAACUUCGAGAUAAAUGUGCUCAAUUUUGGAAUGAGCAUCAGAAUUGUCAAAAUCCUUCGUUGAGAGUAAGUUUUUAUUAUUUUUUGUUAAGAGACCUCGAAAUUCAUUUUCAUUUUUUCAGGUGAUCGCAGAUCUUGGCGACAACAGAAUCGCUUCUGCAUCUUGGCCAAUUAAUUCGAAAUUAAUUCAAGAGCAACGACUUUUCUUCACAACUCAAUGGUCAACAAAAAUCGAUAAGAUUUUGGUUUCAUCGCAAAUUGAAGGAGAAAAUUUGUUGAAUCCAUUUGGCUUGAUGCCAAAAUGUGAUCAUGGAUAUGCUUCGAUGGUUUUUGAUGAGAAAUUGGUUAGUUUUUUUUCCGAAUUAUUAUGGACUUUUCAAAGAAGAUUUCGAACGAUUUGUGGUAAAUUGCAAUUUUUCCAGAUUCUCAAGCCUGGUCAAACAAUGAAAACUCGAGUUGCUCACAUUGAUUCUCAAUGUUUCAAUGCUCGUUUUUUAAUCCGAAUCGAUGAUGAAUGUCCACAUUGUCCAAAACAAAUUCAAACACCAAUUGAAAAUGAGCAAGGAUUUAUGCAAACUCUCGAAUUGAAAAUGAAAGACUACGAUCUUCAAACAAUCAAUAUGGUUCUUUUAAUUGCUUGCCUUGCAUCAAUCACAGUUCUUCUUAUUCUUUGCCAAUUUGUUUAUGGCCGCAAAUCCAAUUCUUCAACCUCUGAUAUCAUCUUCCAACAUCCACAAAAACCAAUUGCUGUCACAAAUCAAUCAGCAAAACUCGCAAAACUUCGACGAAUUCCAACAUUUACAUCAUCUCGCUAUGAAGAUAUUAUUGAUGAGACAAAUGUCACUUAUGGAUAUCGAUUGAAAUCACAAACUGUUAGCAAAAUUGGUUUUGAUGUUAGUCAUUAUGAAAAUGAGGAAUAUAAUUAUGAUUCAAUUUCGACAACUUCAACUGAUUCCACUGGUUAUUCUAAUGAUUUUUGA